CCAAUAUGCGUCGCCGCCGGCGACGUCGCCCUCCAGAAUUAAAUGUUUGAGGUUAGCGCACUCGAACAAUUACAAUUAACUGUAGUGAGUUCAUCCGUAAAUUGUAAUCAACUACGUAAAAAUUAAAAGGUGGAAAAUGGAAGACGAACCGCUAACACUGGAAGAACUCCAAUCCUUCAAGGAACUCAUGGAGAAGGUGUCCUCAUCGUCGAACAAGGAGCAAGUUACAACGAUGUCCAUCGCGUCCAGUAAAUUUUCGUUUCCACCUCCAGGAAACGUCACCCUCUUCGAAAAUCAAUUUACCAACUUGGAGAACUUACGAAUCAACAACAACCAGUUGGAGAAGCUGGUCUGCGGCGCGUUUUACUCCCUGGAGAAUCUCAGGUACCUCGAGAUCGCAAACAACUCCAUCGAGGAGAUAGAGGAGGGAUCCUUCAGCGACCUUCGCUCGCUCUUCAGUCUGAACAUAUCCAACAAUGACAUACGCUCACUUCAAAAUGGCGCAUUUGACGGGCUCGAUCAGCUUGGCGUCCUCAUACUUAAGAAUAAUGGCAUCGGCACUGUGGAAAGGGAGGUCUUCCACCACCUGCGCUCGUUGUUCAACUUGGAGCUUUCGCACAACAAGAUCGCCGAACUCAGCGGGUUCCAUUUCAAGGACUUGGAGAAUUUGGGCCAUCUCAUCUUGAAAGACAACAAGAUGCAACAGCUUCCUGCCGAUAUUUUUAGUCCAUUGAGGAGAUUGAGGCACUUGGACGUGUCGCGCAAUAAGAUCAGCGUGCUACCGGCCAAUUUGCUCUAUGGAUUCACGAUGGACGUGGUGAACUUCUCGUUUAAUCAGCUUGUAGAUAUUAACGAGUCGGCGCUCAAAGGGCUACAAAUGGGAAGCGGCGUGUUGGAUUUGAGCCACAAUGACCUCGCGAUCCUCAGGCGUCAGACUCUACGCGUAUCUGCGCGAAAAGUGGUGUUAUCAUCCAACCAAAUCGAGUCCAUCGAACCUGGAGCGUUUGAGGGUUGUGACUGUGAAAAGCUGUACCUGAAUGAAAACGCAUUGACUGAAGUGAACUCUGACAGCAUGCAAGGGUUGGUAGUCCGCCAUCGACUGUGUUUAUCCGACAAUAGAAUAGAGAGGCUGCAGGCCGCUUUCAUCAGGUGUCCAAAGGUUCAAAGGCUGGACCUGGAUGGGAACAAUCUCCGAGACCUUGCGGCUGGCACUUUCGACGGCUUGAAAGAUCUAAUUCUGCUCUACCUGAACGGCAACGCACUGACACGUAUCGAAAAGGACACCCUCUCCGGACUACCAAACCUUGUAGGCCUAUACCUGCAGGACAACCAAAUCGAGGAGUUGCACGAACGCAGCCUUUCCGCCCUACCAAGUCUCAUCUCCCUAAUCUUACGUUCGAAUAAACUCGCGAAUUUACCCGUGGAGAUCUUCAACACGAAUCCAGAAUUGGGGGUGCUGGACUUGGCAAGCAACGAGUUCAUCGAACUUCCUCCUAAAGCGCUCUACGCCCCACUGGUGGAUUUUACCAAGGUAAACUUCUCCAAUAACAAAAUCAGCAAAAUACCUUCGGGCAGUUUCGCUAGCGAAACCGACAGCAGAGCGCUGGACGAGAUCCUCUUGAAUGCGAAUCAAAUUGAGGAAAUUGAGCCGGGUGCGUUCGAGGGGAUUAAAUGCGUGAAGCGCUUGGGUUUGGCGUCGAAUAGUUUCAAAACGAUAGAUGGUGAGGCCUUCAAGGGCCUAGGCUCGGUGUACAAAUUGGACCUGGACGAGAAUCCGCUCGAAUCCGUCGACUGUUUGGCGGAACUUCCGAAGACUGCCAUUGUCAGUUUGAGAGGUGGUCCUUUGGAGGGAGCGGAUCUGGCGGGCGAAGGGGCAGGUCUACGUCACAUUGACGCGAUCGCCUUCGAGAGCCACUCCUAUAGAAGAGAUGGUGACGUAUGGAAAUUAGUGGACUGUCGCAUUGAAGAAUUGGGCAGCUGAUUCGAAUCUAAGACCUUAGGCUAAGAUGCAAUGCUUUGUUUAUUAAUUGUACUGUGGUCAGUUACUGAGAGCUCUAGUCAUGUAGGUAGCCUAAUAAUUUGGUUUUGCCUGCUGAGGAAUGAAAU
Messenger RNA from Photinus pyralis (common eastern firefly), 2106 nucleotides. RefSeq names its product insulin-like growth factor-binding protein complex acid labile subunit. Gene Ontology annotation, molecular function: protein binding. The record is from RefSeq and is a predicted model, not a curated record. The coding region runs from base 137 to 1981 and encodes 614 amino acids. The transcript is spliced from 2 exons. Gene Ontology annotation, cellular component: extracellular matrix. Lineage: Eukaryota; Metazoa; Arthropoda; Insecta; Coleoptera; Lampyridae.